Molecule: messenger RNA, 8120 nt
Organism: Dreissena polymorpha
Lineage: Eukaryota; Metazoa; Mollusca; Bivalvia; Myida; Dreissenidae
Exons: 32
Coding region: 99-7016 (2305 amino acids)
Cellular component (GO): myosin complex
Molecular function (GO): ATP binding; cytoskeletal motor activity
Source: RefSeq, a predicted model, not a curated record
CUAUCCAGAUAGAGCUUCAGCGGUUUUUCAGCGCUAUAUCGACGGUAGACGCCUCAAAGCUGGCGACUGGAAGUGGCAUUGGAAGCGGAAGCGCCGCCAUGCGCCCGGACGACCUAAGCACCCUUGAGGUUCUAGACGAGAACACCUUGGUUCGGGCACUGAGAGGGCGGUUUCAGGAAGGGGAGUUCUACACCUAUAUCGGGGACAUUCUGGUGGCUGUCAACCCAUGCAAGCCUAUACCUCUGUAUGAUGAAAAGCACAACGAGAACUACAAUGGAUUGCGGGUGCGAGCCUCUAUGCCGCCGCAUCUGUUCUGGGUGGCGGACGAAGCGUACCGGGAACUGCAGGGGACGCAGCGGAACCAGGUCAUACUGGUGUCGGGUGAAUCGGGCGCCGGCAAGACCGAGAGUACCAAGUACAUGAUCCGACAUCUCAUGUUCAUCAGUCCAAGCAAUGACUCUAAGCUCCUUGAUAAAAUAGUACAGGUGAACCCGUUACUGGAGGCCUUCGGUAACGCAGCCACCGUCAUGAACGGUAACUCCAGUAGGUUCGGGAAGUUCAUAGAGCUCUCGUAUACGGAGGAUGGAACGCUACUCGGAGCAAAGAUCGACGACUACAUUCUUGAAAAGUCACGUGUCGUCCAUCGCAGCACGGGCGAGAAGAAUUUCCACGUGUUCUACGCGCUGUUCGCGGGCAUGUCACGUGAGCGCCUCCUCUACUACUUCCUGGAGGACCCGGAGUGUCACAGGAUCAUGCGUGACGCCGACCCAGCCCUGGGAGUGUUUCGGGACCCGGAAGAGUUCCAGUAUUACCGGGAUAUGUUCCACAACCUCACGGAAAUCAUGACCGACGUGGGAUUCUCUGAUGAGCACAUUACGCUGAUCUUCCUGAUCCUGGCUGGCAUCCUGCACUUGGCGAACAUCGUGUUCAUGCCCUGUGAGGACACGGACGGUGUCAGCGUGGUGGACGAGUACCCGCUGCACGCCGUCGCCAAGCUGCUGGGCGUCGAGGACGAGGUCCAGCUCACAGAGGCUAUGAUCUCUACCGUCAGUCAUAUCAAAGGGGAGAGAAUCCAGUGCUGGAAGAACCUCCGGGAGGCGAACGACAGCCGUGACGCCCUGGCCAAGGACCUGUACUCGCGACUUUUCGGCUGGAUCGUCGGCCAGGUCAACCGUAACCUGUGGCCCAGCCGAGACGCCAGGUUGUUAUCACGUGGCGCGUCUAUCGGGCUGCUGGACAUGUCCGGCUUUGAGAACUUCCCAACCAACGGGUUCGAUCAGUUCCUCAUCAACGUGACCAAUGAGAAGCUGCAGCAGUACUUCAUGGACAACAUCUUCCCGCGCGAGCAGACGGACUACGAGCGCGAGGGCAUCACGUGGCGCAACAUCAGUUACCAUAGCAACGAGGAGACGCUGGAGCUGAUUUUCAAGAAACCUGAAGGAAUACUACGGCUUCUUGACGAGGAGUCGAAUUUCCCGCAGUCGACGGACGCCACAUUGGUGCACAAGCUCAAGAACUACUGCUCCCCAAACAAGCGUUUCGUAGCCCAGAUGGGUGACGCAUGCGCGUUCGGAAUAAGACACUUCGCUGAGCAGGUGACGUACGACGCAGGCGGCUUCCUGGAGCGCAACCGAGACAAUCUGAGCCAGGACCUGAUUGCAUGUUUCCUCAACAGCAAUCACGACUUUAUCCGAGAUCUCUUCACAGCCGAUCGGUCAGAGACGGGAACCAUUUCCGAGUACGCAAGACAUAUAAACAGUCGCGCCAAAUUGCCGACAGAAUGGCCGUCGGCGAUCGAUCCUCGCCUGUUGACUGAGUCUGUGUCCCGAAAAGCGUCCCUUAGGAUCAAGAGAAAGCGAAGCCUCUCCGGGGACACACUCGACACCCUGACCGGAAGUCGCUCCACUCCCACCGUCACCAAGCAUUUCAAGAAAUCACUGAUUGACUUACUGGAGAAGCUAAAUGUUGCCCAACCAAUUUUUGUGAGAUGCGUGAAGCCCAACCAUUAUCUGACCGCAGACAAGUUUGACAGCGAGCUGGUGCGCAGGCAGUUGCUAUGUAACGGCUUGAUGGAGCUCGCGCAGCUACGUCGUGACGGGUACCCUGUCCGAAUCCUGUUUGAAGACUUCAUGUCAAGAUAUGGCGUUUUAAAUGAGAAUCAGGACGAUGAAGCAGGCGCCCGUGAUCUCGUGACUGGUAUCCUGGCAACGGCCGAAGUGCAUGGUUAUCAAGUAGGCAAAACUAAGGUUUUCCUGAAAGCGUGGCAGAAAGAGGAACUCGAAAUAAAACUUGAAGAAAAGGUAGCACGGCGGCAGGAAGACGAGCGACGGCAGCUGCAACAACAACAACACGAAGAGAUGGAAAAGCUCGAGCGACGGCGCGCCUCCCGAGAGUCGGUGCUGACGAUGACGACGGAAUCGACCGGGCCCCUGUCGUUCAGCACGCCUCGUCGCUCAGUGGACAGCGGCAUAGUAGGUUACACGGACACUGACGCUCUUUUAAAGGAGAAAUUAUCUCGCCUUCGCAAAAGCGAGGACGGAAUCCUCGAAAGUAUCGGAAAAUCCGGUAAACGACCGGCUCCUGCUCCACCGAGCCAAGAUGGCGGCGACAACAACAGCAUCCCUCCAAAACGGCAGACGUCACAGACGUCGGACGACGUGACAACGUCAUACGAAUCGGAAGGGUCGAACGACCAAUGGCGUCCAUACGACAUUUUCCAAGUGUCGGAACGUGAGUUCGAGGAGAAUGACGCCAUUUUCAAGGAGAUCAUGAAGUUGGUCCGUCUUCUGCUGUACAUACUCAUGUUCUUCGCCAUCCUUGGAGGGGCUGUAUUCAACCGGUUGUCGCUUCUUCUGCUGGUCUCCGGCUUGAACAAGGACGAGGAAACACGUGGCGAGCACGUGACCGCCCUGCUGUUCUGUAUGUGUGGCCCGUUGGCUCUGAAUUGGUUUACUUCACUGAUGAAGACGUUAUUUGGCGGGAAAGAGUGGCCCACGGUUAAAACGUUCCUCAUUCUGUUGGUCGUGGAGUGCACUCAGGGACUAGGGGCGUGUCUCCUCAUGUUCCGGGUACUUCCGGCGACGGAUAUCUUUCGCGGGAUCAUCAUGACCUUCGCCGUCAUCACCGUUCCCAGCCUACUCAAGGUCAUAGUGCGGGAGAAGCGGCCUAACCCGAGCCUGAGUGAAAUCGUCGGCAUUAUCAUGACAGUCCUGGCGUUCCUGAUACAGGUCGGAGCGCUUCCCUUCUUCGUCAAAAGCUCGUUUUCGAUGACCGGAAACCACACGAUGAUGGAAGGAGUCAACUCUACGACCUUCAUGCAGACGGAUAUCAAGCUGCUUCACGACAUUGAAUGGGAGCUGCCACUUGGCCUGCUUCUCUUCUCUGUCGGUUACUGGGAAAACUAUGUCUCCGGUGACUGGACAAUUUUCGGUAAGAUUCACAUCCCGUUUAAGCAGUGGCGAAGAAUCCUGCAAGAGUCAAGGGACACAUCCGCGAUUCUCGUCUAUCCGUGGAAGAUCGGCUUCAUGGUUCUAUUGUCCAGACUGCUGACGCUGAACACCGACUUUCGUCUACCCGACUCUUCCAUUACAGCCGACAACAGUACCGAAAGAACCAACAAUAUCGUGGAGCAUUUCCAUUCGUACAGCUUGAUGUACAUUCAAAUUGGAACGGGCAUUGUUAUCACCUACCUUUCUGGUUUAGCUUGUAAGCUACACAUGCAACGCGUGGCUUUUUCUCUGUCAAUUAUCCUAGCUCCGCCACUCGCACUCACGAUCGUUUAUCUCCAGUGCACGUUUCAAUUUCUGCCGGCGCACUGGCACAUGGGAGGCUGGUUCUGCCCUUCCGGAGGCUUUAAGGAUCUGAUCGCCCCGAUCGUUUGCGCGGCGGCAUUGUGGAUUUCCUACAUAAUCACCACGUCACACAUAUGGUUUCCACAGAGCGAACGAAUGGCAAAACUUGAAAAAUUAUUCAUUACGCCGCAUUUCGAAGGGAUUUUCCCUGACUUUACACUGACUCUCAGACGACGAAGGAACGACAAAGAAAUAAGGUUGACUGGUUUCGACACUUUCCGCUAUGUUGGAGAAGAGAGUUACGAGGAGGGUAUAUUCCAGUCAAAACCAAAUGUGAUUCCGCAGAUAUACGCAUGCGCAACAAUGUGGCACGAGACCCGACAGGAAAUGACGCAGUUAUUAAAGUCUAUGUUUAGAUUGGACUAUGGACACUGUGCGAGUCGCUUGGCUCAAGAGAAGUUCAAAAUCAAGGACCCUGAUUACUAUGACCUCGAGAUUCAUAUCAUUUUCGACGAUGCGUUCGAACUCAAUGACGACGUUGACAAGUUCGUUCCGAACCACUUCGUGAAAACACUGAUGGAAUGCAUGGAGGAUGCGGCAAGGUCCGUGGUGAAGGGCCCCAUCAUUAUAUCCCCGCCGGCCAAGUACGUGACCCCGUACGGAGGCCGCCUCGUCUGGACGAUGCCUGGCCACACCAAGAUGGUUGCACACGUUAAGGACAAGAACAAGAUCCGCCACAGGAAACGGUGGUCUCAGUGCAUGUACAUGUACUACUUGCUGGGGUACAGGCUGUUUGGAGCCAAGGACAGCGACAAGGCCUUCACAGACGAGUCAGAAAUAGAGAGCCGCAUGUCGAAGGCUCGAAACCGCAAGAAGGGAAAGUCCAAGAAAGAAAAUCUCUCUCGCCCAAUCAAAUCGCUCUUCAACAAAAUGGACACUGAAACCUACGAAAAAGCUGAAAACACGUUUAUAUUGACUUUGGACGGUGAUGUGGACUUCAAACCCGAAUCAGUAAAACUGUUGGUGGAUCGAAUGAAGAAAAACAGAAAAGUGGGCGCUGUUUGCGGUCGCAUUCACCCUAUUGGCUCUGGUCCGAUGGUCUGGUACCAGCAGUUCGAGUAUGCGGUCGGUCACUGGCUGCAGAAGGCCGCUGAACACGUGUUCGGAUGCGUGCUGUGCUGCCCCGGCUGCUUCUCGCUCUUCCGGGGCUCUGCACUCAUGGAUGACAACGUCAUGAAGAUGUACACGACCAAGCCUACGGAGGCCCGUCACUACAUUCAGUUCGAACAAGGUGAGGAUCGUUGGUUAUGCACACUACUUCUCCAACAAGGACAUCGAAUUGAUUACUGCGCAGGCGCGGAUGCGUUAACCUUUGCACCGGAAACGUUCAACGAAUUCUUCAACCAGCGUCGUAGAUGGGCGCCCUCUACCCUCGCAAACAUGAUGGACCUGUUGUCCUCAUGGCACGACACCGUUCGAAUCAACGACAAUAUCAGCAGACCGUACGUCCUAUACCAGUUCAUUCUGAUGGCGUCCACCAUCCUGGCUCCGUCGACAGUCAUCUUGAUGAUUACUGGCUCCUAUCAUUCGGUACUCGGCCUUGAUAUCUGGCCGUCUUACUUCCUGUCGAUCCUUCCGGUUGCGAUAUACAUCACGAUCUGCAUGACAAUGAAGAACGAUCAUCAGAUCACGGCUGCGGCGGUUUUCAGUGCUAUCUUCACAAUCAUCAUGAUGAUAGCUACAGUGGGUACUAUUAUCAGUAUCGUCACGGAAAAUUUCGGAAGCCCCAACGUCGUGUUUCUCACUGGGUUGGUUGUCAUAUUUUUGAUAGCUGGUAUCCUGCAUCCCCAGGAGUUUUUCUGUUUGGUCUACGGUUUGCUGUACUUUUUGACGGUACCGUCAACGUUCAUUCUCCUCACGGUGUACUAUCUGUGUAACCUGAACAACGUCUCAUGGGGUACUCGAGAAACGCCGAAGAAGCUCACCAAAGAAGAAGAGGAGGAAAGAAAAAAGGCAGACGAAGAGAAGAAGAAGAAGAAGGAGAGUAGAUCUUUGCUCAAUAGAUUGGGUCUGCAUAAGCUCGUCAUGGAUGCAAGACAGCUCAUUCAAACGAUGAUGGGAAUCAAGACUGAGAAAAAGGAGACAUCGGUAGCAGCGGUUCAGACAGAGGAAAGUAAGCCUCCAACACCUAUCCUAAAGGAACGGUCCAUUCGCUAUGACAGACAGGCAAGCAAACCAGUAACUAUCGUCGAUGACGUCACACCGACUGGUUGGGAGGCGAACCCUGAACGGCCAUACUGGACCCACCUAGAGUACUUAGGCAACGGUAAGCUUGAGAAAUUAGACGAAGACGAAGUCGAGUUUUGGAGAUUCAUCAUUAAAAAAUACCUACACCCCUUGGACGAGGAUAAAAGCCACAAAGAGAAGAUUGCCGACGAUUUGAAUCAGCUCAAGAACAACGUUGUUUUUAUCUACUUCAUGAUCAAUUUCCUUUGGACGGUUAUCACUUUACAGCUCCAGACGAUGGAGGACAAGCUUAAAGAUUUUUACGUCAUUCAAAAAUACGAACCGCUGUCGCUUAUGUUCCUUUCCAUCUUCGCUUUCUGUAUCACUUUACAGUUCAUCAGCAUGUUUGUUCACCGAUGGGGAACGUUUCUGCACCUCAUGUCCAGCACGCGGAUCGACUGGUUCAAGAACGCUUCCACCGAGGAAGACUUUGUACGAUUCGUUGUAGCUGAGGCUCAGCGUCUUCAGCGCAUGGAACCAGCACCGGACUAUGAUGAGCUUCCGCCUGAUUACGACGAGGACGAGGGAGAGGAUGAAGAGGUCGCUGGAUCUAUGACGCCAGUCAGCGAAGACCACUACAACCAAAUUCAACGCACGGCGCAGUCAAUAAGACAAAACAGUCAAGAAAACAGGCGUACUAUGAAAAGACGCAACACGUCGACGCAUUCAAACGCUACAGACAUUCCUCUGUUGCAGCAGAUAUUCGAAGACAGACUAGAAAACAUUCACCGAAAAUGGAAGCAGGGCUCGCUCGCGUUCCGCAAUAAUCGUCUUCCAAGCGGAAAAAUUGAAAGAGCCGACAGCCAUAGGUUUUCGAGUAAGCUUAACGACAUGCGACAACGUAUGUACAGAAGAAGCUUCAAGAGAGAGUCAAGUACUAGCGGGUCGAGUGGCAUUGGUAACGGCCGAUUAACCGGUGUCGUUGUCGAAACUUUGUGAUAAAAGAUUGUACGUUUACACCUUAAGUUUCGAAUUAGAAACUGUGUUAUGACUUUAAUGAACGGCUUAUGCGUUCAUCGUUAGCCCGUAGAUUACUGGGCCGAUUUCCUGGCGUCGUAAUAGACGCCUUGUGGUGGUUUUAAUGGACGGUUUAAUAUUUUAUCAUGAGCUAGUUCUACGCAAGUCUUGAUAUUCUGCAUUGUGAAUUCAGAUGUCUUUCUAAUAAUGUUAUCAGCGAAGAACAAAUUCAACAAACGGUUAAGUCUACAUUUAUAUGAUAAAACAGUCAAGAUGACGGGCACACUAUGAAACGCCGUGUGCAUUGAAAUGUUUUCGAGUAAGCUCAACGAAAUGCGAAAGGAAAAGCUUUAAGAAAAAGGGUAACAGCUAUUCGAGUGUAAUAAGUAAGGUCGGUUGACUUGCGUCGUAGUAGCAACUGUGUGAUUGUGUCGUAAAACUCUUUAUACGUGGAGUUUCGAAUUAGAAACUUUACAGUGAUUUUAACCCAUGUAUGCCUAGUGUCUAAAAAAAGGCCUUGGCAAACAGCGUAGACCCAGAUGAGACGCCGCAUGAUGCGGCUUCUCAUCAGGGUCUGCGCUGUUUGCUUAAAGGGAAAUAAAUUGAUCCAAUGUAGAAGGAUGGGAGACAGUCCACUAAGCAUAAAUGGGUUAAACAACGGUUUAUCCUUUGAACAUGAGCCAGUACCGUAGUUAAUUGGCCAAGCGCAUUACGUCUUUAUUGAUUCCUUGUGAUGUUUUAGUGUACAGUUUAUACGUUUUUCACUUGCCAGUUCUACGUACGUCUAGAUAUUCUACGCUGGGAAUGUAGAUAUGAAUGUCUUUCUGUUGAUGUGAUUGUUAAUAUUUACAUUAACAUUAUUGCCUGUAUGUUUAAAGCUUAGUCUUAACUUAAUAAUUAGUUGUAUGUGUAGAAUGAUUGCAUAUAUUAGUAGGUUCUUUAUUUGAAUAUUUGAUCGAUACAUGCUCAUUUUAUUGUUUGUUCUGAAUUAUAUUGAUAACCGAUAAUCUAUGUAUAUAUUAUUUAUAGAUGUCUUUUCAUUAAGCUUCAAUGUGUGAAGUUAUUUUGUGAUGAAAUUAAUAACUG